CAAGUUCAACAGCUGUUGCCGGGAACACAUUGCAGUUUUGCUGCUCGUUUAGCGUUUUCUAUUUUCUUUGCGUAUUUGUGUGUAUUUAUUCAAUUCCAAUAAAACAACACAGAAAUUAAACGAAAUGGCAAACAUCGAACGCAAGGGUACCUUUAAGGUGGAGUAUCUUCAGCAAAUUGAGCGUGAUAUGCAGCAACGCUGGGAAGCUGAACAUGUACACGAAACUGAUGCGCCAGCUGAGCCACGCCAAAGUCUGGAUGAGAAGUUCUUUGUCACUUUUCCGUUUCCCUACAUGAAUGGUCGCCUACAUUUGGGUCAUACAUUCUCGCUAUCUAAAGCCGAAUUUGCUAUGCGUUAUCAUCGGCUAAAGGGACGACGUGUGCUUUGGCCAUUUGGUUUUCACUGCACUGGCAUGCCUAUUAAAGCAUGCGCCGAUAAGUUGAAACGAGAAUUGCAAGACUUUGGCUAUCCGCCUAAAUUUCCGGUGGAAGAAAACUCAAAUGUUCCCGUAGAGCCGGAACAAGGCGAAGUGCCAAAAGACAAAUCCAAGGGUAAGAAGAGCAAGGCAGUUGCCAAAACAGCUGCCGCCAAAUAUCAGUGGCAGAUUAUGCAAAGUCUUGGGUUGAAAGACGAGGAGAUAAAGAAUUUCGCAGAAGCAGAAUACUGGUUGAACUAUUUUCCGCCUCUGGCUAUCAAGGAUCUAAAAAGUCUAGGCCUUCAUGUAGACUUUCGGCGCACUUUCAUCACGACUGAUGCGAAUCCCUAUUACGAUUCAUUUGUACGUUGGCAAUUUCUCCAUCUAAAAAAUCGCGGCAAAGUGAUGUACGGUAAGCGUUACACCAUUUACUCACCAAAAGAUGGUCAACCUUGCAUGGAUCAUGACCGUUCAACGGGCGAGGGGGUAGGCCCACAAGAAUACACCUUGAUUAAAAUGAAGUUGCUUGCAAAGCCAGCAAAGCUGAGUGGAGUUAAUGCACUUAUUUAUAUGGUGGCCGCCACGCUCCGCCCAGAAACUAUGUAUGGCCAGACAAACUGUUGGUUGCAUCCUGAUAUUAAGUACAUUGCCUGGCAAACAUCACGCUCAAAUGAGGUGUGGAUAAGCACACGUCGCGCAGCGCGAAAUAUGUCCUACCAGGGCUUUAGUGCCGAAGAAGGAAAGGUGAGAGAGAUCGCCGAGCUGACUGGUCAGGAUUUGUUGGGCACACCGCUUGCUGCGCCAAUGACAUCACACAAAGUUAUCUACACUUUGCCAAUGUUGUCGAUUAAAGAAGAUAAGGGCACUGGGGUUGUGACGUCUGUGCCUUCCGAUUCGCCUGAUGAUUAUGCGGCCUUAGUAGAUUUGCAGAAAAAAGAAGCAUUCCGUCAAAAGUACAACAUCAAGGAUGAGAUGGUACUACCUUUUACGCCCGUGCCUAUCAUAGAGGUGCCCACGUUGGGAAACACAUGUGCUAUCUACGCCUAUGAAAAAUUUAAAAUACAGUCCCAGAAUGACAAAGACAAAUUGGCUGAAGCGAAGGAGCUUUGCUACUUGAAAGGAUUUUACGAUGGCGUACUUUUGGUUGGUGAAUUCGCUGGACGCAAAGUGCAGGAUAUAAAGAAAGAUUUACAGAAAAAACUUGUAGCCGCGAAUGAAGCAGAAAUCUAUUAUGAACCAGAAAAACUAAUUCUUUCCCGUUCUGGCGAUCAGUGUGUAGUGGCACUUUGCAAUCAAUGGUAUUUGAACUACGGCGAGCCUGUGUGGCAAGCGGAAACCAAGAAGAUGCUGGAUGGCAUGGAGGUAUACCACGAAGAGGCGCGCAAUAACUUCGAAGCAUGCUUGAAUUGGUUGCACGAAUACGCCUGCUCUCGAACUUAUGGGCUUGGCACAAAGCUGCCGUGGGACCAACAGUGGCUUAUUGAAUCGCUAUCCGAUUCCACAAUUUAUAUGGCUUUCUACACAGUUGUGCACCUUCUGCAAGCCGGAUCCUUUAGAGGCGAAAUACCGAGUCCACUAGGCAUUACCGCCAAAGAUAUGACACCCGACGUGUGGGAUUACAUUUUCUUCAACGAAACUCCCUAUUCCGAUAAACUGCCGGUAAAGAAAGAAUCGCUAGACAUUUUGCGUCGCGAAUUCGAGUACUGGUAUCCUAUGGACAUACGUGUCAGCGGCAAGGAUUUGAUUAAUAACCAUCUUACAUUUAUGCUCUACAACCACGCUGCCAUUUGGCCAAAUAACGAAGACAAGUGGCCUAUGGGUACCCGAGUCAAUGGCCAUCUACUACUAAAUUCCGCCAAAAUGUCCAAGUCUGAUGGCAAUUUUCUUACACUCUACGAAGCCGUUGAGAAAUUUUCUGCUGAUGGUACGCGACUUUGCCUGGCCGACUCCGGCGACGGCGUAGAAGAUGCCAACUUCGUUGUAAGCACUGCCGAUGCUGGUAUUCUUCGGCUGUACACAUUUAUUGAGUGGGUGAAAGAGAUGCUAGCUUCACGUGCAUUGCUCCGUAAGGGCGAACCGGACACUUUCAACGACAAGGUGUUCAUCAGUGAAAUGAAUCUGAAGACGCGCGAAACCGACGAGAAUUAUCGCAAAAUGUUGUUCAAAGAAGCGCUGCGCACUGGUUUCUAUGAGCUGCAACUAGCUCGUGACAAAUAUCGCGAGCUGUCUGGGGCGCAAGGUAUGCAUGAGCAGUUGGUGCUGGAGUUUAUACGCCGCCAAGCACUUCUUGUGGCGCCCAUUUGUCCACAUGUUGCCGACUAUGUGUGGGGCCUGCUAGGCAAUAAGCAGUCCAUAGUACACGCGCGCUGGCCUAGCGUAGGCGAAAUCAAUGAGAUUGAUAUUAAACGAUCUGAGUAUUUGAUGGAAGCGGCGCAUUCGUUCCGACUCAAUCUGAAGAAUUUACUUCAUGUCAAGGGCAAGGGUGGCAAGGAGAAGGCGGUGGACCCGGCAAGUGUCAAGCCGGAUCGCGCAUUAGUCUGGGUGGCCAAAACAUACCCACCAUGGCAGUGUUGUGUGCUCGACACGCUGCGUGAGUUGUACAGUAAAGAUGGCAAGUUUCCGGAUAAUAAAAUUAUUGCUGCAACGCUGCAGCAAAAGGAGCAGCUAAAGAAGUUCAUGAAGCGUGUAAUGCCCUUCGCGCAAAUGAUACGCGAGAAAGUGGAAAGUGGCAAAGGUGUUGAUGCGCUCGCCAUCAAUUUGGAAUUCGACGAGCGACAAGUGCUGCUUAACAAUCUGGACUAUCUGAAAAAUACAUUAGAUGUGGAUGACUUAGAAGUUAAAUACACCGACGAUCCCAGUGCACCAGAGAAGACGCGUGAAGAGGUGCGUCCUGGCUCACCUUUCAUUGCGUUUAUGAUAGCGCCGAAUGUAACAGUCGAACUGGUAAAUCCAGUUGAGCGUUCCGGAUUGUUUCAAGUAAACACAGUCAUUUGUGAAGGCGACACGGUAAAGCAGUUGAUUGAAAAACUGGCAAAGUUGAUAAACUUUAAAGCUGACCUGUCAACUCUCAAAAUUUGGCGCUAUGAUGAUCCAGCGCUUGGACCACGCCAAAUUCCAUUAUUCCAAGAUUACAAAACCGGCAAGACUCCAUUGACCGAGGGCGAAUUUUCAUUAGAUGUAGAGAAGAAGCAGGUUUCAUUGAAAGUCGAUGACAAAGUUGUCGAAGUUGGUCGCCAAUUCAUCUAUGUGGUUGAUUAGUUUGCCCCAUUAAGAUAUUAAAAAAAAAAUUAUUAAUUUAUUUAAAUAAAUUAAUUUACAAUAAUUUAUAAUUAUUUAAAGAAUUCGGAAUUUCACAACAAAAGAUUUGCUGAGCAUGUAAAAGGUUACUGAGUUACGUCCUAUGUAUAAAUAAAAAGUUGGUACAG
Messenger RNA from Rhagoletis zephyria (snowberry fruit fly), 3840 nucleotides. RefSeq names its product leucine--tRNA ligase, cytoplasmic-like. Lineage: Eukaryota; Metazoa; Arthropoda; Insecta; Diptera; Tephritidae. Gene Ontology annotation, molecular function: aminoacyl-tRNA deacylase activity; ATP binding; leucine-tRNA ligase activity. Gene Ontology annotation, biological process: leucyl-tRNA aminoacylation. The record is from RefSeq and is a predicted model, not a curated record.